GCAAACGACUCGACGAGCUCCGGAGAACAAUAUGAGACGAAAUGCCUGCUUUUGUUUGAAGCAUGCAAGAAGGGCGAUCUACAAGGAAUGUUGAAGUAUUUGAACGCGAAAAAUGUUGAUGAAGUGGAUGUAAAUGGACGACAUUCAACGCCACUGCAUGUAGCCGCAGGAUUUGGUCGUUUGGAGUUGGUGGAGAAGCUGAUAAGUUUGGGUGGUGAUAUAUCGAAACGUGAUGAUAUUGGCCUACAACCGCUGCAUAAUGCGUGUUCAUUUGGGCAUGUGGAUGUGGUGAGAUUAUUGAUUGACUCGGGUGCGUGUGUGAAUUCAUCUGACAAUUGGGGUUUUACUCCGCUUCACGAAGCAGCUUCAAAGGAUAAGGCAGACGUAUGCGUUUUAUUGCUUCAAUAUGGUGCGUCGCCGUACGCUGAGAACUCGGAUAGUAAAACGCCAAUUGAACUAGCCCGAGGCGAUGCAAAAACUGUUUUCACGGGUGAUUAUCGAAAAGAAGAGUUAUUGGAGGCAUCGCGUAAUGGAUGUGAGUUGACAGUUUCGAGACUCUUAACUAGAUUCAACGUGAGUUGCCAUGCUGAUCAAGGACGCAAGUCAACACCAUUACAUUUGGCAGCUGGUUAUAAUCGAGUGAAUUUAGUGGAACUUUUGUUAAAUAGAGGUGCGGACGUUCACGCUAAAGAUAAAGGUGGUUUGGUACCAUUGCAUAACGCGUGUUCAUUUGGCCAUAUAGAAGUGGUGAAACUUCUAUUGAAGGCCGGCGCACGAUUACGAAUAUUACUGAAAGAACGUGAUGCCAAUUUUGUACAUCCGUUCAAAAUGGAAUAUCCAUUACAUGCGAUCGUACGCAGUAAACAACACGUGCAGCGAGCUGCAGCAACUGAAUUACUGAUCGAGAAGGGAUGCCCUGUUGAUUGUUUCAAUAAUGAUCAAUUGACAGCGUUGCAUUUGGCAUUCGAGCAUAAUGCACUGGACGUGGCAGUUGUUCUUCUAAAGAAUUGGGCUGCGGUCGAUAAACUCACCCCGCAAUCACGUAAUAUUCUGCACAUUGCAGCUGCAAACAAUAAUUUAGAAUUGUGCAAACUUGCGUUGAGCUAUGGUAUUCAAGUGGACGUUCGAGAUAAGAAUGGGCAACUGGCUAUUGAUUUGGCCCAGUCGACGGUAGUUCGUAAAUUCUUACGGGGAUAUAUAAAACCGUCGGUUGGUGAUGUCGUUCUAUCAUCUUCGUUACGAACGCUAUCGCCAGAUCGUGCAACCACUCAACCUGUUCUUCAGUCACAACAGAUAAAUAAUAAUAAUAAUAAUAAUAAUAAUAAUAAUAAUAAUAAUGAUUCAACAAGCACCAAUACCAACACACCACCUCAUGUGCCCAAACAAAAUUCUACAGAUGAGAAUGAUAAUAGUCAUGCAAAAAUUCAUAAUUUCAAUGGCGCUAUAACGACAAGACCUCGAGAAGAGGCUGAUCUGUUGGAGGCAGCAAAAGAUGGAGAUCUACUCCUUGUUAUGGAGCUUUUGGAUGCGACGAACAAUCGCAUAAUAAAUUGCAAAGAUGUUGAUGGACGGCACUCAACACCGUUGCAUUUUGCAGCUGGUUACAAUCGAGUUCAGGUGACUCGUUUAUUGUUGGAACGAGGUGCGGACGUGAAAGCACUGGAUACUGGUUGGUUGAUUCCUUUGCACAACGCAUGUGCUUAUGGGCAUUUGGCUGUAGCGGAGUUGUUGAUUGAGUAUGGAUCUGAUGUGAAUGCAGUAGAUCGUUGGAAAUAUACACCGUUGCAUGAGGCGGCUUUGAAGGGACGUUUCAAAAUCUCGAAGUUAUUAAUUUUAAAUGGUGCAGAUCCAAAGAAGAAAGGUCGCGAUGGGAAAACGCCUCUUGAUGUUGUUAAAGAAGGUGCUGAAGAUGUUGCUGAUCUAUUGCGCGGUGAAGCAGCCGUACUGAAAUUUGCAAAAAAAGGUGAUGUAGAGAAAAUGAGAAAAAUUUUAACACCAAUGACAAUAAAUUGUCGUGAUACAAACGGUCGCUUCUCAACACCAUUACAUUUGGCGUGUGGUUACAAUAAUAUCGAUGUGGCACGUCUGCUUUUGGAGAAUGGUGCAGAGGUGAAUGCACAAGAUAAAGGCGGUUUAAUUCCGUUGCAUAAUGCAAGUAGUUAUGGACAUCUGGAGAUUGCAGCGCUGUUGAUUGAACACGGCGCGAAUAUUGAUCAGCGAGAUAAAUGGGGUUUCACACCACUUCAUGAGGCUGCGCAGAAGGGACGCACGCAAAUAUGUUCACUGUUACUGAGUCAUGGCGCUAACGUAUAUGCCGAAACGCUUGAAGGCCAUCUGGCGAUCGAUUUCGCAAACGCAGCUGAUACAAAGCAACUUCUAAAGGCCGUGAAGAAAUGUAUUCAGGACGCAAUGCCGACCAGUUUUACGCAAUUACCAAAUGUGCAUAUAUUGGGGCCUCAUGGAAGCAAUAACGAUAACCGAAAAAGUCAUCAUCUUUGUAAUCUGAGAAUAGCGACAGCAGGAGAUAAUAAUGAUAAGGAUGAGGAUCAUGGCAGUAGCGAUAAGGAUGAUGAUAUUCUUAAUAAUAGUGAUAAGGACGGAAAUGGUGAAUUGAACGACAACGACGAAGAGAAGCAAGAAGACGACUCUGAGCAAGCAAAAGAUACUGACAUUCAACUAGAAAUUGAUGCUGAACAGAUGCUCGAUGAACAGCUGAGUGACGAUUAUCAGACAAGCGCGACAUCUUCGUCUCAAAUGGCAACAACUCACAAAUCUCAGUUAUUUGCCCAUCAAAGAAUGCGUCAGUUUCUUGCCUCAUUAUAUCUGUCACAUCUCGAACCGCUUUUCAUACAAGAAGCAAUCACAGUCGACUUGUUAGCAAAUAUGUCACAUGAAGAUCUCAAAAAUAUUGGUAUUCAAGCGUAUGGAACACGUUUUGCAUUGCUAAAAAAUGCCGAGCAGUGGAUGCGAGGAAAUGCAGCUGGUUGUUCAUCGGUGGUUAGCAAUAAGAAUGCUAAUGCAGUAACCAACGCGACAUCAUCAGUAUUAAACACGAAGCCAUCAUCAUCACAUGAAUAUUUUCAUGGUACUAUCCUGGUACCGUUGUGUUCAUGGCAUCAAGAAUUCCGUAGAGUUGAGGAAGGUGUUAAUGAUACGCUUGUGCUACAUAAUGAUUCCACUGGGCUUGGUGGCAUCUAUACCAGAUUUGAAAUUGUUGAAAUACAAAAGGUGCUCAAUAAAAAACUACGUGAAAAAUAUAUGCGUCGUCGUGCGGAUAUAGCUGAAGAGAAUGAUGGUGAAGCAAACGAGAAGAUGCUUUAUCACGGUUCACCGUUCAUUCACUCGAUCGUGGAGAAAGGCUUUGAUGAGCGUUAUUCAUAUAUGGGUGGAAUGUUUGGAGCUGGCAUCUAUUUCGCGGAACAUUCAAGUAAAAGUAAUCAGUAUGUGUAUGGUAUUGGUGGAACGGGCUGCAACAGCCAUAAGCAACGAUCUUGUUACGAAUGCAUUCGCUAUCUGCUGCUGUGUCGUGUGGCACUUGGCAAAUGUUUUGUUCAUACAACAUCAAAUAAAAUGGCUCACUCACCGCCAGGUCAUCAUUCGGUUAUGGGGCAGCCAUGCGCCGGUGGCUUGAACUAUCCGGAGUAUGUUAUCUAUCGUGGCGAACAGGCAUGCAUAUUUUUGCCUAUCCUGAAUACGUGA
This is a messenger RNA of Anisakis simplex (herring worm), 3699 nucleotides long. Lineage: Eukaryota; Metazoa; Nematoda; Chromadorea; Rhabditida; Anisakidae. The record is from the annotation of a GenBank genome assembly.